AUGAUUAAAGGUAAUGCAGAUAUUGUAAAAUAUCUGUUGGACGAAUGUGACCCCGACGUUGAACAAAACGGAUUCUUUAAAGCACCCACCUGGGAAAGUGGAAUUGAAGCUCCGUCUUUAUGGUGUGCGACAGGUCUUGAAAAUGGGCUUGAUAUAAUAAAACUUCUGACUGAACAUGGAGCAGACGUGAAUGGACUGACCAGUGUAAAGUCGACACCAUUAAUAUCGGCAUGUGGGUCGCUAAAUAUGCCUAUGGUAGAAUAUCUCGUAGAACAUGGUGCAAACCUCAGAAAUAUUACAGAAAAAGGAUAUUCGUGUUUAAUGGCAGCUGUAGAUAACACAGAACUAUGUGCAUAUCUUAUUUCUAAAGGAGCAAGUGUUAACGCUUCAAGUGUGGAUGGAUAUACGGCCUUACAUCAUGCUGCACACUCUCAUAAAUUAGAAACCGUGAAGUUAUUAUGUCGAAAUGGAGGGUCAAUGACCGCCAAAACAAACUAUGAAGAAACGCCCCUUAAAAUCGCUGCUCUCAGAGGUAGUUCAACUGUUAUAAAAUACUUUCUAGACACUUAUGAAUUUCCAGUCGAAGAAAAAUGCGAUGCUUUUGAUUUGAUUGGUUGUUCUUUGGUGGAUGAUGAUAUUACACGUUGUGUUUUAAUGUGGGAAACAGCAUUAAAGCUGCGUUUUGAAUUGAUAAAUACUAUUACCAACACUGACAGGGAGGUAAAACCGGUAUCUUUCUUGAAUCGUGCAGUUGAAGUUAUGUCAGUAGAAACUUUACGUCAACUGACUGAUCCAAAUGACUUUUACAUGCAAGCACUGCUAAAAUAUUCCCGGAUUUAUGGCGAAAAUCAUCCAGUUACAAUCGGGAAGAUCAUUUUUCGUGGUGCUCUUUAUGGCGAUAAUGGUUGUUACCAGCGAUGCGUCGAACUAUGGAAAUACGCUUACACCCUAAGGUUAAAACUAGACGAUCCUCUAAAUGCUGACACUAUUCAAAGUGCGAUAAGUUUAGUUGAUAUGAUUUGUGAAUUGGAAACAAAAUGGGUUAACAAGAAAACAACAGAACAGAUUCAGACGACGGACGUAUUUGAUGUCUUCAAAAUGAUUGUUCGUCAGAUUGAAGGCGGCAAAAAUGUUCUCACCAAACGCCCAUUAACCAUUAUUGAACAAGGAAAUUUGCAGUGCCUAAUGCAGUUAACACUACAUUUAAUUCGACUUUUCCAGUUUAUUGGUGGUAGCGUGGUUGAGCGUGUUAACUUUAUAGAACAAGUUGCGUACUUGAUUCAACUUGAUCCCAGGGGAAUAAAUAAUCAGACAUUAUUACACUUAGCAGUAGAUCCCAAUAUAUCUAAAGUAGGGAAUGUUUCUCUGAUGACAUUUCCCUCAGUUUAUGUGGUGGAUAUACUGUUGGUCUGUGGAGCUAAUACUAACACCCGGAACGAUGAUGGUUACGAUCCACUAAGAAAUAGCAUUAAAUUUUCAGACCUGUCUUCUGGAAAGGUUGAAAACUAGAGA
Molecule: messenger RNA, 1512 nt
Organism: Mytilus trossulus (common blue mussel)
Lineage: Eukaryota; Metazoa; Mollusca; Bivalvia; Mytilida; Mytilidae
Product: protein fem-1 homolog C-like
Exons: 3
Coding region: 1-1509 (502 amino acids)
Molecular function (GO): protein binding
Source: RefSeq, a predicted model, not a curated record